AGAUGGUGUGAACGAACCAACCAAUUGGAGAAAGGGUGACUUUAUUGGUGGUGGGGCAUUUGGUCAAGUGUUUUGUAUGGCUGUCAAUGACAAAGACACCACGGUCCCAUUAGCAGUAAAACAAAUAACUAUUCUACAUUCUGGAGAUAAUAAACAUUUGGUAAAAAAAAGAACAUAUAGAAAUUAUAAAAUUUUAAAAAGGGGAUUAACAAAUAGUUUUUUUAAGACUAGUCAGCACAUAUACUUCUAUAGGUAUGAAAGAAAGUAUGGUGUAAUUUUGACCUUAAUAACGUACAAAAUUAAAUUCCGAUAACUUUGCUGAUUCUUAAAAAAUACAUAACGGGCAUUUGUUUCGUUAUUUUCUUUUUGUUUUAAUCUAAAUAGUCUUAAAUCAAAAAUGGUGUAAUGAAUCUCCCGUGUCAAGUGUGUGGGACAUACGAAUAUUAAGAUAGUUCAUGGGACAUCAAAAAAAUUGUGCGGUGGGGUAUCGUUCGGUACAGGAUAGCGCCAAUUGAGAUCAUUUUAAGGUGCUUUACUUGAAUUCAUGUUUUGUUAAGUACUUCUAGUAAAUGGGAAGUCAAUGCUAUGCUGGAUCCUUUGUUUGGCAAGCCAUACGCUGUUUAAAAGUGCAUGUAUAACGAUAGGAAAUAUUAUGUGUGAAGAUAAUUGACUUUUAUGCAAUUAACCCCCAUCAAUUUUAAAUAUAUUUUUUUAAAUAAUAAACUUAGGAGGCAUAUGAGAAAGAGAAAUGUAUCCUUCCAAAGCUGGACCAUGAGAGAAUCGUCCCAUUUUAUGGUUAUUGUAAGAAAGACAACCUACUGUUUUUAUUCAUGGAACGAAUGCCAAUGGUAAGUUAUUUCCUUUUUUUUUAUGAUAUAAAUGUUAUUGCCUUUAGGACGUGUUACCUUUGCACUCCCCUUACCUGUCAUCGACGAGGAAAUUCAUAGCCAUAACAUCGUCCCCCAACUCGUGUUAAAUCUCGUAAAUUAACCACUAUGCUAUAAGGAGUUUUCGCAUUAACUUGUCCUAGGGGAAUGUAUAUCAACAACAAAAUAAUAUAAUUAUAAAAGGAUUUUUUUUUUUAUAAGUUAUUAAUUAGGAAUAUAAAUGUUCAGAUUUUAACAAAGUCAUUUCUAUAAUAAUUAGUAUUUUCUCUUAAAAGUUAAUAUGUUUGGAAAUGUUAUACUUUAGGGUCUUAUGUUUAAUAAAAGAAAUGUACUUGACUAUGGAAAUCCUCUUGUCCUCAAAUCAAAAAUAUUAUUGUUAGAGCUUUAAUUUUAUAUACAGGGAUCACUUCACAGUUAUAUCGACAAUGACAGUAACCCUGACCUUUCUGAGCGUGACAUUGUGCAUAUAACAAAACAGAUUCUUCAAGGAUUGGAAUAUGUACAUGAGAAAGGGAUUAUUCAUCGAGAUAUUAAAGGUAAAUAACAUAUCUUUUUAACGAUAGCAUUACUUAGUUGUAACUGUUUUUUUUACAUUGUAUUAUUUUUUAUUUUCAAAAUAAUUAAAUUUUAAACAAUAAUGCGUUCAUAUAUUAUAGUCAAUUAUCUUCAAAUAACAAUUCCUUUCUACCUAAUAGCAUCAAAUUAUUAUUAUAAUAUUUUACAAAAAAAUUUAAAGUAUUUUUUUGCCGGACCUGUAACUCUUAAUAAAUAGAUUUGUUUUUAACUAGUUCAUAAAAAGAUCAAUUUAAAUAUCACAAUAGUCGUUGCAUAAAUGAAUCUUUGAUAAACAUUUCUUUUCGAUGAUAAAAUGUAAAUUAAAAAAAAAAAAUUUGAUGUAGUUUAGGUUCGUUAUAGAUCAAUUAGACUUGAGGUGAAAAUAUGUAGUAAAGACUUUAACAUGAAAGAAAUGGGUCUUUACUAUUUCUGUAAACAUGUCAGGCAUUAUACAAACUAUUUUAAACAUAAUGCAGUGUAACACGAAACCAUUGUGUGUGUUCGUCAAAUAAACACACAAGUCAAAUAUUUGAAAGAAACACAUGUGAACAGAAUCUAACUUGUUUUAUUGAUACAUUAAACUCUAGCACAUAAUAUAUAUUCUAGAGUCGUCUAUUACGAUUCUUAAGCAUUCUUAGUUGAUUCAAAGUUUUCUCUAGGAUAUUUAAUGAUCCGGAAGUGUUAAUACAGUGUAUUCUUAAAAAUACAGCUGCAAACAUUUUACUUCAAGACAAGUUCAACAUAAAACUUGCAGACUUUGGGGUUUCUAAACUGCUGGACGACAUUUCUGUAGCCCACACCUCGGGAGUUGGUACAACACGAUGGAUGGCUCCUGAGAUGCUCAGGUCUGAACCCUACAGAAAGGAAGUGGAUAUAUGGUAACAAUUUGCUAAACAAUUUUUUAAAAUCAUUAAUGUAAAAAGAAUACAAUUGAUUUUUUUGAAAAAAAAUUAAAAUAUUAAAUAGAUUGUUCAUUAAAAUCAUUUUAUGACAUCGAUGAGUUGAUAGUUGUUCAAAAAAAUGCAAAGGAGAUGCAUCCAAUUUUUAAUUUUGUUCCCUUCUAAAUAUGUGACUAAUUCAAACAGUUAAUCACAAUUUUAUUUUAUAAACAUAAUUACAAAAAUGCGUUUAUAUUUUAGGGCUGUUGGAUGCACAGUUCUUGAAAUGAUAACCAGAUAUCCCCCAUUUAAAGGCUUAGAGCGACACAUGGUUGAAUUUAGAUUGAGUGGAGAACAUCCAUCUCCAGCAUAUAACCUUGACCUAAAUUGUUCACAAGAUUUAAAUGAUUUUCUCAAUGAAACUUUUGAAAAGGAUCCAAUGAAGAGACCAAGAGCCGCCAAUUUGCUUAGCAGUAAACUU
This is a messenger RNA of Lymnaea stagnalis (great pond snail), 2801 nucleotides long. The record is from the annotation of a GenBank genome assembly. Lineage: Eukaryota; Metazoa; Mollusca; Gastropoda; Lymnaeidae.